AUGGCUCCAACUUUACGCGUUACUUUAAUAAAACCAGGAACUAUAGUUCCUGAACUUCACUAUGGACCUUAUUCUUUUUAUUGGUGGAUAAUUUCAAACGAAAAUGAAACUUUAUUUCCGAUUAGGCUGGGACAACAGACUAAAGUUUGUCUUAACAAAGUAGAUUUCAUUUUAACUAUACAAACUGGUUCUGGUAAUAACAAAUUAAUGCCAAUGUAUUGUUGUCAAAGUGGUUUACAUGUUGUUACAGAGCUAAGUUCUAUAAAGGCUAUUUCUACAGCUUAUAAAAACUGUUUCAAUACUUCAACACGCUAUUCAGGGUAUCAAGCAAUGGGGACUUCUUCACGCGAAAAAUGGCGUUAUGCAGGUUCAGAAAGGUUAUUUGAUUAUCAUGUAAAAAGAAGAACUCUGGCAAAUGCUAAUUGGAAAUAUUUUUUUACAAGUUGGUUUAAAACUGAAAAUCCAAUAAUUGAAUUAGAACCUGCUUUGCAUGCUAUAUAUCCAAAAGGAUAUGAAUUUAGUGAACGUGAAUUAAGUGCGUGGCAAACCAUGCUAAAAGCAGUUGGUGCAACAAAUAUAACUCCUUGGUUAUCUGAAGAAUCAAAGCGUCAAUUAUGGACAAAAUCACCAAAUGUAAAAGCAGACAAGGUAGCAUUUGCUGCUUUAUAUAAAAGUGGUUUUCUUACUAGUAUUCCAAAGAAUAUGCCAAACGCAACACAUACAUUUUGGAUGUGUUUUGAACUUGCACUUGCUAACAACAAAAAAACUCCUGAUGGAAAAAGACGUAUACUUUCUAUAAUUUCCAAUGAUUUUACUUAUGGAGAACUAAAACAAAAUUUGAAUGUAAUAUUUUAUAGUUUUGCUUUAUAUGUAAAAUUUUAA
Rhizophagus irregularis DAOM 181602=DAOM 197198 is the source of this 882-nucleotide messenger RNA. Lineage: Eukaryota; Fungi; Glomeromycota; Glomeromycetes; Glomerales; Glomeraceae. The record is from RefSeq and is a predicted model, not a curated record.